This is a messenger RNA of Cornus florida, 1879 nucleotides long. RefSeq names its product phospholipase A1-IIgamma. Gene Ontology annotation, molecular function: glycerophospholipid phospholipase A1 activity. The record is from RefSeq and is a predicted model, not a curated record. The transcript is spliced from 3 exons. NCBI's taxonomy places the organism in Eukaryota, Viridiplantae, Streptophyta, Magnoliopsida, Cornales, Cornaceae. Bases 435 to 1640 code for a protein of 401 amino acids. Gene Ontology annotation, biological process: lipid metabolic process.
UCGUGGAUGUAAUCACACUCGUUCCACACCUAACAGCUGGAUUCAUCACAUCGUCCGAAGCAUAUUUCAUCAGACGGCAAAGAAGCCUCAAAUAGUCCCUCCAGAGGACAUCAUUUUUCGUGGAUGUAAUCGCACUCGUUCCAUACCUAAUUCAUCACAUCGUCCGAAGCAUAUUUCAUCUUCUCUUCAAAAGAGAGAUUCCAGUGCAGCUACCCAAAGCCCAUCCAUGGAAUUCUUGGGAAGAUUUCAAUGCUGGUGGCAGUAGGUGACACUCACAAGAGGCUUAGAAAUGUGGCUCUCUCCCUAGUCACCACCACCAAAUCAAACCCUCAGUGUUUAAAUGACAUAGAGAGGACAGCCAUUGACAUACUUGAUUCAUGGAAACAUAAACACCAAGUCACUUUCUGUAAAGAAGCUAGAAAGUGAGAAAAGAAAUGGUGGGGAGUGUGGCUCAAAGAUGGAGGCUGCUCAGCGGCCAGUACAACUGGAAGAAACUCUUGAACCCUCUUGACAAGGAUCUCCGACCAUACAUCAUUCACUAUGGCGAGAUGGCUCAGGCAACCUAUGACACUUUCAACUCUGAUAAAGAAUCAAAGUAUGCCGGAAGCAGCAGAUACUCAAGGAAAAAUCUCUUCGCCAUGGUCGGUCUCACAUUAGGCCACCCAUAUCGGUAUACAUGCACAAAGUACGUGUACGCAAUGUCUCGUGUCGGUGUCCCAGAAUCAUUCAUCUUCAAAUCGUCGUCAAAGGAGGCUUGGUGUCAGCAAUCCAACUGGAUGGGGUAUGUCGCGGUGGCCACAGAUAAGGCGAAAGUGGCACUGGGUAGGAGAGAUAUAUUGGUAGCCUGGAGAGGGACAGUGCAGGAAUUGGAAUGGGUUAAAGACUUUGAUUUCCCAUUGACAUCAGCUGCUAAGAUACUCGGGAAAGAAGGCAAUCCUCAAGUGCACAGAGGAUGGCUUUCUAUUUAUACUUCAGAUGAUCCACAUACACGAUUCAAUAAAGUUAGUGCUCGUGAACAGGUUCUAACCGAGGUGAAGAGACUAGUUGAACAAUUCAAGAAUGAGGAAAUCAGCAUAACUAUAACCGGCCACAGUUUAGGGGCGGCCCUCGGAACGCUGAAUGCAGCUGAUAUUAUGGCCAAUGUAUUAAACAAGCGACUUGACAUGUCUAAAAAGCCCUGUCCUGUAACAGCCUUCCUCUUUGCCAGCCCACAUGUUGGGGACUUCCAAUUUCGAAAUGUGGUGCAGUCUAUGAAAAAUCUUCAUUUUCUACGUGUGAAAAAUGUCCCAGAUAUCGUUCCUUAUUAUCCGAUGUUCGGAUACACAGAUGUGGGGGAAGAACUAGUGAUUGAUACUCGAAAGUCCAACUUCCUGAAGAGUCCUGGAAAUUUCACGACGUGGCAUAACUUGGAGACUUAUCUGCAUGGAAUUGCAGGAACACAAGGGCCUCAAAGAGCGUUCCAUUUGGAUGUUAAACGGGACAUUGCACUAGUGAACAAAUCAAUUGAUGGUCUUAAAGAGGAGUACAUGGUGCCUGCUUCAUGGUGGUGUGAGAAGAAUAAGGGAAUGGUUCAACAAAAUGAUGGGUCUUGGAAGUUGGAGGAUCAUCAGAAUGAUGAUAGUGAGGAGGUUGACUACUGAAGUAGAUGAAAUACAUAGAAAAAAAGUUGCAACAUGAAGAAGCAGCACUCUUCCACGCCAUUACAAAGAUAAGAUCAGUUAUUUAUGCAAACUAUUAUUGCUAAUUAUAGUAAAUCUUUCCAAUUAAUUCCAUGUCUCUAGUCAGCUAAGUAUGCCCAUAAUGUUGUGAAAACAUUGAUACUUAAUAUCACAAAGCUUUUAGAGUUUUAAUUGUUCCAAAAGCUUAAAUUGUUGAAGAA